UGGUAGAAGGAAAAGAUUGUUAUUCUUGAAAAAAAUAUGAUAUUUCGCUCAAAUGAUGCUCUCCUUUUUCGACGAGAAUAUGGUUUUCUAUUUUUAUCUUUCCGUUGGAGCAGCAGCUUUGAUUUUUGCAAUACUUGGUGUCUUGCGGUACAUUUCCAUCAGCAAAAUCAGACUUGACAAGAGAGAUGAAAGGAAAAAAGUGUACAUGUCAACACUUGAUGUUUUGACUUUCUUGAAAAACCAGAAGCCAUUUCCUGUGGGUGUCCACACAGGUUGGAAACUACAAGGGCUGCUUAAUGGUGACAGGGUAUGGAACCAUGAGGCUUCCAUUGACAAUCAGAGUGCUCCAUUCCUCAUAUAUGCCACCUUCCGCAAAGUCAGAGUGCCUUCACAGGUGGUUCUUCAAAUACUAAAAGAUGUUUCCAAAACAACAAGCUGGAAACCAGGUUGCCUAGCAACAAGUAUUACAUCGAGGCCUGGGGGAGAGGAAGAGCCCAUGGUACGAGGCAAGGGCAUCAUGGGAAGUCUGCCCGUGCAACACGAUGUUGUGGAGGAGACCAUGCCAGCUAAGCAGCCAAGUUUCUGGAGAAGCCUUUUCAUGGAAGAUGGCGAAAUACAGACAGAUAAAAUGGAGCAGAAAAGGUACUGGCACCGGGAAGACAACGGUGUGUGCUGGCACUUGCAGAUGUGUGAGGCACGUCAGCACUGGCUAUUUUUUCUUGCACAGCCUGUACAGGAGGUGGACGAGUGCCUUCUCACGGUGGUUGGUUACCAUGACAACACAGAUGGCUUCUCAACUGGCCGUCAUGUUAGUGAAAUUCUCGGUUCCCUGUCGGCUUACAUUCGAUACCGCAAGUGCAUGGCGACGAGCCUUGUUGACAUGAAAAUGCCAUCCACAAAUCACGAAAAGUAUGCACGAUCCUACAGCUCGUCUGAGGAUCAUACCGCGGGGCAGAAAAUGUUGCUGCGUUUUAGAUCUCUAGUCGAAAAACCUAUCGGUGCUGAAAAACUGUAUUCUAUGAAACAGCAGCUGGUUCGAUCUACUUCCAUUCUACGCCACAAAAGCCCGUCAUUUACGACUGGGAUGGACUUGCCAGAAAACAAUGCUCAGAGUGAUUUGAAAACCUGCUCUCUAGAUCGAAGGAAAAACAUGCCUCAUUUUAGCAGAUCAGAGCAAGUGAAACUGAAGACACAAAGUAGGGACUUUUACCCAAAGCCUAAGGACACAAAUACUCAAAGUGAUAGCGAUGCAGCAAAUAAGAAUACUCACUCAGAGAACAACAAUGUAGAUAAAGAAGCAACUGUUGCCAAUGCAAACACAAAUAACAACAGUGACGCCUCACAGUCUGAAGAUGAGACAGGUGACAUGGAUGAUAAUGAUAUUAAAGAUUUGGAUCGCUCACUCGAAGCAGAUGUAGAUGAUCAAGAGAAAUUUGAACAAAGCCUGCCACAGAAAGAUUCCCCUGACCCUAGUAAAGAGGGCAUUCAGCACAUAGUGUCUGCUAACCACACAGCUGCCGAGCUAACCACUGUGGCCCUACAGGCAGCCAACAUUGAUCUUAGAACUUCCAUACAAGACCAAGUACUGGCAUCUGGAGGAUGGAUGUUCUGUGGUCUCGACAAUGAUGUAGUGGUGCUAAAGAAAGUCUCAAUCAAGGAAAACAUUCACUGUUACCUUGGUAAAGGUGUGAUCCAGGCCAAGCCUCAGUCAGUGUGGAAUGCCAUCCGGAACCCACGAACCAAGUUUGCCUAUGAUGACAGUUUAAAGAAAGUGGAUGUGAUUGAAAAAGUGUCGGACAACAUCAAGAUCGUUUACUACUACCAUGAGGUACUGCAGCUGUUCAAGACGGAAUGUUAUGACAUGGUGGUCGCACAGAGUGAGAGAGUUGACAGGGGAGACAAAUACAUCCUAGCCAUGCAGUCAGCUGACUCACAGUCAAACACAGUCGCCACCCCAUCAAACACAUCAAGAGUCAAGGUUUUACCAAGUGGUUGGAUCAUUGAGCCGGUGAACAAGGACAGGAAGGUCUACUCAAUGGUCACCUACAUCAUGCAGAUUGAACAAGCAGACAGCCCCCUGGGAGCAGACAGAACGCCUUUCGAAGAUUUCAUCGCCAAGCAGCCACUGGGUAUUGCCUAUUUGCGACAGUACCUUAAAGGUUGCCUCUACCAGAAAUAGAACAACGCAUAUCUGUCUCCAAUCUUCUACGCAGUGAUCUCCCUUCAUGAUCAGAACAGAGAUCUCUCCUACCAUAUUUGAUAGCUGGAUUUUAACUUGUCACAUUUUAAGAAAUUUAUUUCAUUUUUUUUAUUCAUAUUUAAAUCUUUAGAUUACAGGAUUUUUUCAUAUCUUAAAUGUUAAAAUAUAUUUGAACAAAACCAUAUACUAAGAUUUUGAACACUUUGCCAUGAUUUUAAUCAACAUUAUGUGAUAUGAGUGACAGCAGUGGCUUCUGUACAGCAAAGGGAAGUAAUACCUGCAAGGAGUUUGAUGUGUCUAAGUACAGUUAAAGGGGCAUUCUGUCAGAUUAUGCGUAAAUGGAAACUUUUACCUUCAAAUUUAAAAAACAACAACAUGAUAUUAGGAGAAUAUUCCAUUUAUAAACAUAGUGAUAAAGAAUUCACCAUGAUAUAAAACGAGACCUUGUGUGUCAUUGUAGAGUUAAAAGGGUUGUUCUGUUAGAUUAUUUGAAGAUGGGCUCUUUUAGAUCAGAAAGGUUUUAAAAGGAUCUUGUUUUUUUUCUAGAUUUUGGGGCCGACAUUUCAACAAGCGUUUUGUAGACAAAUGUUUCAAAUUUGUUUUUCUUCAUUGUGAUGAAAUAAAAAUCUAUGAAAAAAGUGGUUUUGGCUGGAAUUAACACUCUUGGCUUAUUUAUUUUAUAAGAUAAAACUUAAAUUCAAUUUUUAAUACUACCAUUUAAUUGAAAGCUUUGAUCUUACAAUAUCUUGCCAUACGCUCAUUCAUGAGAUAGCCCUAUUAUAGUGUUAAAUUGCAUUUAGGCCAAAAAAAAAAAAUUGUUUGUUUAGGGUAACCUUCCCAAAAUUUCUAGGUAGGGUAGGUAGGGAUUUUUUUUUUUCAAAAUCUGUCAUAAGUUCAGAGUGUUUUCUUGCACAUGGCAGUCUUUCAUACAUUACUGUCAUUGCCUGACUUUGUUUUAUCAUAUAAAAAAUAAUUCUGAUUAAAAUCAGCAUUUAGCCGCCCUUCGUAACUCUCUAUUCGCUAACGAAUAUUUUAUUUGCUCAGAAACGGAAAAAAAUAGUUAGGGUCGGCGCAUUUUUAUAGGUAGGGUCGGGUUACCUGAAACAGACAUAUUUUUUUUUAGGCCAUGGGAAAUAUGAACAACUCACAAGCGUCACAUCGAGUUUAAGAGGCAUUUGCUUACAUCUUAGUUUUCUUAAAAUCUUAUUGUUAUUUAAAAGAAACAAUAUUUCUUAUGGAUAGUGGAUAGCAUUAAUAAUAUUUAAUAUGCUUCUUUCGCUAUUGUUUUAAAAGAAUCAAUAUUUUUUUAUGGAUAGCAUUAAUAACAUUUAAUAUGCUCAUUUCUCUAAAAAGGAGAAGUUAAAAAGUUUUUCUUCAGUGAAAUUAUUGACUGUUUUUAAAAAUCAUAUGGUUUUAAAUGAAUUUAGUUUUUAUGGAUAUGCCUAUAGCAUUAAUUAUAUGUUCUAAGCUCGGUUCUCUAAAACAGAGAAGGUUGAAAGAUUUUUCAGUGAAUUUACUCCCUUGUCGUACCCAAUCACUGCGGCUUUAACCAAUGAUAUUAAUAUCGUAGGGUAUUAAAGGGGGACAAUAGGUUUAUACUUGAUAGAAACAAAAAAAUGUGUAAAUACCAGCUACAUGUAAGAAGGCCUGUAUAAGGCAUGGCUUAUAAGUGGCUAUUUGACAUGUGAACUGACAGAAUGUCUCUGAAAAUACCAGCUAAUUAGUCAUAUAUAAGGCAUUAUAACUAUAUAUAAGGGGCAUUUUGAUAUAUGAACUUCAACGCUUUUCAUUUUAAGUAAUGUUUUUACCAGUGAACAGUGCACUUCUUCCAUUAUGAACAAAGGAGAUUUUGUCUUCCAUCUUAAGUAUUUCAAAAGUUUGCACUGUUUCGUUCUAAAAGUACCGUAUAUAUGGAAAAAAUCUAUGUUUAAGUGUGUGCUGUGCUUAUUAAAGUAAAUUAGCCAACAAUUAAUUAAUAUUUUCAAAUGGAAUUUGGUGGUGGUUCACAAUGUAAUCUUUUCGUUAAAGGGACUCAUUCAUGUUUGAAAGGGUUAGUCGCUGAAAAAAGUAUUUUCGCUUAAAAUAUUUUUUUUCAAUGCUAAUAAAACAUUUUCAAAAGAGAGUGACUGAAAAUGCUCUAUUUUGCUGAAGCUAUAAAGAAUUGAAUUAUUUAUGGCUACAGAACUCUGUUCAAAUGAGUUUCUGUCAGUUGCUGUUUGAUGUUUGUUCAUAACAGUUAUUAGAUAAACCCAAUUUCAAAAAAGUUAAAAAAAUGUAACCAUCAUUAAAAUCUGUGAGUCCCUUUAAAAAUAAAUGGACAUGAAUUUGUGUGGCUUGGUGUGUUCUGUGUAUUGAAAAGUGUUUACAAUUGGAUUGUUUUAAUAGACUGAUUGUUACAUUUGUCACUUGAAGUUAAGCUUAAUAUGUAUCUCUCUUGCCACUGUCUUAUUUUUGUUAUUUUGUUUUACGCUUCACUCAUUAUACAUGAUUAAGAAUACAUUGCUUUCAAUGCUUCGAACAAAAAUCGUCUUUCUAAAUUAUCAUUUUUUGCUUUCUCUAGGACUAGCAUUUGCCUCUGUGAACAAAAGUUCUAUAAGGAAUCAAAAUAAGUACACAAAAUCGUCAUAUUUUGUUGUUCUUAAAAAUAUGUGUUCUUGUUAAAAGCAUUUACUUGUAGGCCAGUAUCUGAAAUGUUCAGACCACCUUAUGUGUAUGCGGUAUUUAAGUAAUUUAUUUAUGUAAAUCUUGUUAACCUACUGUGCUAUAAUAUAAUUAAACUGUUGCUACCAAUUUGACCAGUAACAAAAGCAAAUAUGGUAUCUUGAUGAGAUCAUUUGCCAAGUUUUUUUUGUGAAACCAUUGGAUAAUACAACCAUGAUGUGUUUAUAUUUACUUGCAAAAUAUACUGUUCUGAUUGGUCAAUUGAUUAUGUCCCAAAAGCUGAAAUAUAGUAUACAUGUGUUUAUUCUUGUGUCGGUCAGAAACCAAACUUUGUCAACAAAAAAACUGGAGAACAGUUUCUCGAGGACUGUCAAACUUUAGUGGUAGGGUGACCAUUUCAUGACCCCUAUUUUUUUUAGGUCAGUAUGAAAUUGAGACCUAGGACCAUGAAACUUGGUAGUAGGUUGACAUUGACCAGAAGAUUGUGAGAACACUUGUUCAACGGUCAAUAAUCAAUGCAUUUUAUUUAAAAAUUGAUGAUUAAAACAAACAAGAAAAACCAUAAAAAAUCAUUAUUAAAGUACAGAUGAAAAAAUGUAAGGCUUGAUAAAGUUUUGUUUUUUUUAGCCACAUACUCCACAGUUAAAAAAAGCCAAAAUAUUGCUCAUAUUGCUUAUGCACCAGUCAAUUGUAAUCCGAAUCCCCCAGGUCUGGGGAAUAGCGGGGACUUUGACUUUCGGUCCAGCCAAGCCCGGGUAAAAUCUCUGCCCUGCGGGGAUGAACUGAUGGUAAAAUCCCUGCUAAAUGUCUCCGCACCCAAGGGACCCUAGGUAAGGCCCAUUUCCCCGGCUAUCCCCGGUAUACCCACGGACCUGGAGGGGAUGUGGUUACAAUUGACUGGUGCAUUAUCUGUAUCUAAAUCAUAUGCAUUUUUAAAAACGAAAAUUGCAUCAGACUGUAUUGUGCACCUAAAAUAAAAAUAAAAUAUUACUUGAGGGGCUAAAAAAAAUUGGGUUUCAGGUUAUUUGUGAGCUAAUCGUUCAAGGCCAAACAAGCUAAUAAUUAAUUUUGUGAUUAAUUUUUUUUUUUUUGAAAAUGAUUGUUUUUCAUUUUUACUUUAUGUUAAAUAAUGCUUUUUAAUGGAUAAAAAUAUCAUGCAUAAUAAUUGUAAAUAGGGUAAUUUAAGUGUUUCAAUUGUCACGAUUAUAUUAUUGUCACGAAAUGUAUUGUAUGCAAAAUGAUUUUAUUUAAUACUUUUUAUUGUGAUCAAUAAUAUUCCCCUCCUAGCACAUUCAUUUGUUUUUUAAAUGUGAUAAAUAAUAUUGACCUCCUAUAAAUACCGUAUUAUCUAGCACUUUUACUCAUAGAAAUUGGUGCUACCUAUAUUGUAUUCUAAAAUCAUUUCAAGUAAAAUUGUUCAGCUUUUUGAUCGCCAGCAAAACAUGGCACUUGCACACUGUCAAACUUUGGGAUUGCUUGGUCUGGUUUCACCGCGGGCGUCACACUAUCAAACACGGGGAUUGCUUGGUCUUGUUUCACCGUCGGCGUCACACUGUCAAACAUGGGGAUUGCUUGGUCUUGUUUCACUGUCGGGGUCACACUGUCAAACAUGGGGAUUGCUUGGUCUUGUUUCACCGUCGGCGUCACACUGUCAAACAUGGGGAUUGCUUGGUCUUGUUUCACCGUCGGCGUCACACUGUCAAACAUGGGGAUUGCUUGGUCUUGUUUCACCGUCGGCGUCACACUGUCGAACACGGGGAUUGCUUGGUCUUGUUUCACCAGCGGCUUCAUACUGCCAAACACGGGGAUUGCUUGGUCUUGUUUCACCGUCGGCGUCACACUGUCAAACACGGAGAUUGCUUGGCCUGAUGUCACUGUUCUGAACAAUUUGUCGUUUGGUGUUUUGUUUUGUUGCUGCUGUUUUGAGGAGUGCCUUAUAUGUAUGAAAUGAUGAUGAUAUUUCUCUAUAUGUUUAGAUGAUCUCUGGAAUGAAGCCCAUGUAUUACAGUCUGACCGCUUGGUUUUAUCCAUGAAUUAUAGAAAACAUUCAUUAUACUUUUUGUUAUACCAGCUGUUUUUGGAUUGUACAUUUAUAUUGAAAUAACAUGUACUAGAUAGAUUGAUUUAUGAUAUUGAUUUAUGAUGAGAUGAAUUUGAUUGACUGUAAAUUCUUUGUCCAUUACAAAUUUUAUGAUAUUAUAUGACUAAUGUUUAUUGUCUGUUUCAUUUUUUCAAAAAAUAAUAUUGGAACUGCAAGGCAAAUCAUUUUUUCAGAAUAGCUCUAAUUAUUAUAUGCUUUGGGGAGGUUUAUGUUUAUUAUAUAUGUUUUGAGGUGGUUUACCAGUGAAGUACAUGUAUGCAGAGGAUGAUUGUUUGUUUCAGUGUAAGAUCACAAAAAUAUUUUCUGGAAUGAGCACUUGGAAAAACCUGUUUUAUAGCUAAAAGCGUUACUAACAGUAUAAACAAAAAUGCAUAAAACAUCCAAUUUUGAACUUAAAUAUGAAAAUCUACAAUCUGAUUUUUUGUCAGCAGUCUUAUACGGUAUCACUGGUUUCCAUGCAUUUUCGCAUAAAUUGGCUCGCUCCAAGACAAAGAAUAAAAAAGUUGUCAAAACGUUCAAUUUGUGAGAGUUUUAAAAGCCAAUGACAUUUAAUCUGUGAGAGUGCAGCUUUAAGGAAUAAAAUAAAAACAAAUAAUAAAAGGUGCAAUUAAUUUUACCCUGUUAACUCUACUUGCUGUUCAUGGAACAUAACUCUUGAUGCUCACUCUAUGAAAUUUUAUUGAGUAUACUAGCACCGAAACAAAGAGUUAUCCCCCAAUAGGUUUAAGAUUUAUAUUGCGAUGAAAAGUAAUUAAUUCUCAUGAAAAAAUACACAAAAACAAAACAUUAUCUAUGUAUUUAUUUUUUUGCCUGUCAUUUUUUGCUCAGUAAAACUUGCAAUUCCAUUUUGUUUUGUAUAUACAUGUAUAAACAUAUUUUUAGCCAUUCUGUUUUUCAUAGAAAAAAAAAAAUAGCCUUGGCUUGUCAUCUUAUGUGGCGGCAUCACAAGCUCAUUUCUAUACUUGGCAAUAACUUUAAAACCAUUCAAGAUAUUCCAAUGAAACUUGGUACACAUGUUGCUCAUAAUCACAAUGUGCGGCCAUUAAGGCCCAUAACUCUUUCUUGAGUAAUUGUUGAAUUAUGCUUCCUUUUAAUGAAAAAAAUGACACAGAUGGGCCUUGGAGUUCACUCUUUGACAGUCUUGUUAGACAUUAAGAAUAUAUUUUAUAAUUGCCACAUAAAAUUAUUUCUUUAACCUGAUUAAUUUGGUCCCAGAAUGUGUUCACAAAAGCAAGAUGUAUUCUUUUCAAAAGUCAUUCUAAGACUUCCUGCUUUUACAUCAACAUUAUUUCUUACACCUGAUAAAUUUUGUCUUAGAAUGUGUUCACAAAAGCAAGAGGUGAAUUAUUUUCAAAAAUUGUUCUAAAUCUUAUUGUAUUUUCAUCAACAUCAUUUCGUAAACUUUAAACUAAAAACGUGUUUACAAAAGCAAAACUUUAAGAUGUAUACUUUUCAAAAGUCUUCCUGCUUUUUCAUCAACAUUAUUUCUUUAACUUGAUAAAUUUUCAUCCCAAAUCGUGUUCACAAAAGCAAAAGGUGUAUUAUUUUCAAAAGUUGUCCUAUAAGGUUUACUGCCUUUUCAAUGAUUGUAAUGAAAGUGAUGGUCAUUGUAGCUUAAUUUAUUCAUUCGGAACUCCUCGGCCAUUUUUAUCGAAAACAACCUUGGAUGUACUUUGAAGGUUUACAUUCUCAAAAAGCGGUACGUUUAAGUCCACUGAAGUAGGUCCCGUAGUAAUUUUAUUUAGCAGUUAAACUUUAUGACUUUACUCUUGGAAAUCUUAAUUAUGUUUGCAAUAAUACCUUUCACUGGCAAUCAAUUUAAACUUAGAUCAAUAAAUACAACUCUUAAACACUAUAUUUAAUUAAUGAUAUAAUUCAAAAACUUACAAACUACUUCAACUGAUGUACCCGCAUACGUCGGAGGUUGUUUUCGAUAAAAAUGGCCCAGGAGUUCCAAAUGUAAUUAUUAUGGUUUCUAUGAUAUGUAUCAUCUAUCAAUAAAAUAACAGACGGAAGCAUUAGUACGAAAUGGUGAAACAUAUAAAUAUUGUAUGUAUUUUAAGCAAGACUUGAGAUAUAUAUGGAUUUAAGUUAUGACAAUUUAUAUAAGAAUUAUUAAUUAGCUGUUAAGUCAGAGGGUACUGUUGGUUGCAUUUAUUUUGUUUGGGAUUUUGCUCGAAAUAUACCUGGUAUAUGAUCAUAUCAUAUCACUAAAAUCUUUCUUUAAUAUAAAAAACCUUCCAUGUUAUUUUGUCAAUCUGUAUCUUCGCCUUUCCCAUUCUUAUUAAAAUCAAAUUCCCAAAAACAAUUUGUCAUGUUACACUUUUGGGUUAAUAUAAUAAAGGGAAUAUUUGCCAAUACUAAACAUCACGGAUUGUUUUGAAACAGAAAAACAACACAAAGUUAAAGUUAUCAACAGAAUUACACACAUGUACAUGCAUCUCAUAAUUUGUAUACACACUUAUUUAUACCUGUAAAAUCAAAAUGUGGUGGAUCAACAAAUUAUUAAUUAUGGAAGCUUGUGCUUUAUUUCACUGUUGGCGAAGGUGUGUUACUCUAAGUACUUCGGUACAUCGCAAAUACCAUAUAGUCACCUAUUUAUAUCAUUAUUUAUGAAUAUACACUUGUUUUUAUGUACAUGUCUCAGUAAUAUGAGGCCAUUCAUAAACAUUUCUUUGUUUGCAGUAGCCUGACCUUUUUCCUUUUUUGGGGUGGGU
Molecule: messenger RNA, 9679 nt
Organism: Mya arenaria
Lineage: Eukaryota; Metazoa; Mollusca; Bivalvia; Myida; Myidae
Exons: 14
Coding region: 53-2179 (708 amino acids)
Molecular function (GO): lipid binding
Source: RefSeq, a predicted model, not a curated record